CGGGAAUUCAGUUUAGAAAGCUGGGUGUCAUCGAAAUGUCGCUGUUCCUUUCACUGAUUUGUGUUUUGAUUUCCCUGGUUGUGUUUGCUGUCCGGCGGCGACUCGGAUAUUGGCAACAGAGGGGCAUACCCCACGAUGCACCCCACCCCAUUUUCGGGAACCUUAAGGACUGGCCCAAGAAGCGACAUUUUUCAGUGAUAUUUAAGGACUACUACAAUAAGUACAAAAGUUCUAAUAACCCCUUUGCUGGAUUUUACUUCUUCCUGACUCCGACGGCUAUCGUCACAGACCUGGAACUGGUCAAGAGAGUGUUGAUCAAGGACUUUAACCACUUUGAGAAUCGUGGAGUUUUCCACAAUGAGAAAGAUGAUCCACUCUCGGGUACGUUGUUUUCCAUCGAAGGCCAAAAAUGGCGCCACCUGCGACGCAAGCUGUCGCCCACCUUUACGUCCGGAAAGAUGAAGUACAUGUUCCCCAUUGUGGCCAAAAUCGGAGAGGAAUUGGAGAAGGUGUUUAACCAGAAAACAGCUUCAAGCCAAGUCGUCGAAGUGGUCGAUUUGGUGGCACGUUUUACUUCGGAUGUCAUCGGGUCCUGUGCCUUUGGCCUGAACUGCAAUAGUUUGCAUGAUCCCAAGGCCGAGUUCGUGGCAAUGGGUAAACGGGCGAUCGUCGAGCGGAGAUACGGAGGCUGGCUGGACCUCUUCUUCUUCGGAUUCCCGAAGCUAUCCCGCCGCCUUCACCUGAAAAUAAAUGUUCAAGAUGUGGAGGAUUUCUACAGUAGAAUUGUGAGGGAGACCAUCGACUACAGGCUGAAAACCAAGGAGAAGAGGAACGACUUUAUGGACAGUUUGAUUGAGUUGUACCAGAAGGAGCAGGAGGGCAAUUCUGAGGAUGGAUUAAGUUUUAAUGAGGUACUGGCGCAGGCCUUUAUAUUCUUUUUGGCUGGCUUCGAGACGAGUUCUACCACCAUGGGAUUCGCUCUCUACGAACUGGCCCUUAACCAGGAUGUCCAGGACAAGUUGCGAAAGGAAGUUACUGAGGGUCUCGCUAAAACCAAUAAUGAGUUUACCUACGAGGGUGUCCGAGAAAUGAAAUACCUAAAUCAGGUCAUAAUGGAAACCUUACGAAAGUACCCCGUCCUGGCGCAUCUAACAAGAGACACUGAGACGGACUUUUCACCCGAGGAUCCUAAGUACUUUAUAGCCAAGGGAACCAGUGUUUUGAUUCCUUCUUUGGGCAUUCACUACGAUCCGGAUAUUUAUCCUGAGCCGAAUGAGUUCAAGCCAGAGCGGUUUACGGAAGAGGCCAUUGCAGCCCGACCAUCCUGUACCUGGCUGCCCUUCGGCGAAGGUCCACGCAACUGUAUCGGUCUACGAUUUGGGUUGAUGCAGUCACAAGUAGGAAUAGCUUACCUGAUCAGAAGUUUCAGAUUUUCAGUUGCUCCGGAAACUCAAAUACCUAUGAAGUUUGUGACACCGAAUAUUCUUCUUUCGGCCGAAAAUGGUAUACAUCUGAAGGUGGAAAAGAUAUCCAAUUAAUAUUCUAGAGACUACUAGUCUGAAGAUAGCUCCCUUAAUCAAAAGAACGAUUUUUUGUAUAUUUAAUCAAUUUUGUCGUUUUAUCGUUUUUUUAAUCAAUAAAAUAUGUAUUCAUCCAUAAA
Drosophila ananassae is the source of this 1660-nucleotide messenger RNA. Its product is annotated as probable cytochrome P450 6a23. The coding region runs from base 36 to 1538 and encodes 500 amino acids. Gene Ontology annotation, molecular function: heme binding; monooxygenase activity; iron ion binding. The transcript is spliced from 2 exons. Lineage: Eukaryota; Metazoa; Arthropoda; Insecta; Diptera; Drosophilidae. The record is from RefSeq and is a predicted model, not a curated record.